Messenger RNA from Scomber japonicus (chub mackerel), 912 nucleotides. Its product is annotated as myeloid-associated differentiation marker-like protein 2. The transcript has a single exon. Gene Ontology annotation, cellular component: membrane. Bases 1 to 912 code for a protein of 303 amino acids. NCBI's taxonomy places the organism in Eukaryota, Metazoa, Chordata, Actinopteri, Scombriformes, Scombridae. The record is from RefSeq and is a predicted model, not a curated record.
AUGGAUUCACAUGGAGGACACUACCUCAACAAGGAAGCUGUUUUGUCACCUUUAGGCGCAGCUCGAAUGUGCCAGCUGCUACUUGGUUGCACCAUAAUAGCCCUUGUGUCCCACAGUGCGGGCUAUAGCGCCACCUAUGGAAAUUUCUGCAUGUUUGUGUGGUGCUUCUGCUUUGCUGUCACGUUGGUUGUGUUCACCCUGGACAUCACACGGCUCCACAGCUGCAUGCCCAUUUCCUGGGAUAACUUCACUGUGGCCUUUGCCAUGCUGGCAACAUUGAUGUACAUCACUGCUUCUGUGGUCUACCCUGUUUACUUCCUCCAAACAGAAUGCCCUGAUGAGGGCUGUGAAAUCCAAAUCUAUCGCAUUGCUGUGACUGUCAUUUCCAGUGUCUGCAGCUUCCCCUACGGAGCUGAGGUGUUCCUAACUCGAGCCAAACCAGGUGCUGUGGUGGGUUACAUGGCAACUGUGUCUGGUCUACUCAAGGUGGUCCAGGCCUUUGUGGCCUGCAUUAUUUUUGGAGCCCUGGCCAAUGCCAGCGAGUACAACCUCUUCAUUGCCACCCAGUAUUGUGUGGUGGUGUACAGCCUGUGCUUCUCUGUCACUGUGAUAGUGAUUAUACUGACGGUUUCUGGGAGGACCUCUGCUCUGCGGUUUCCCUUUGAUCGGUUUGUGGUCAUCUACACCUUUUUCGCUGUGAUCCUCUACCUCAGUACUGCACUGGUCUGGUCCAUCUUCAGCUUUGACAAGAAGUACAGCUCUGCUACUCGUCCUGAGAAAUGCCCACGUGGAGAUUGUCCUUGGGACAGUAAACUGGUGGUGACAGUGUUCACCAUUGUCAACAUGAUCCUAUAUUUUGUUGAUCUCAUCUACUCCCAGAGGAUUCGCUUUGUCUCCAGUUCUGCUGUCUGA